AUGGAGAAUGCAACACUCGGAGGGCACUGUGAGGCUGUAAGGCUAUUGCUGUCCAAAGGAGUUCCUGUGGAUCCUGUUGAUCAUCGAGGGGCGCCGUUACACUUGGCUGCUUCAAAAGACCAUGUUGAGGUUGUGAAGUUUCUGCUGGAGCAUGCUGCUGAUAUCAACAAAGUGGUCAAUCACAUCGUUUCACCCCUCACGAUUGCUCUAUGUGGGAAGUCCCUGAAAUGCAUCAAGCUACUGAUUGAGGCUGGUGCUGAUGUGAAUGCUCUUGAUUCCUCUGCACCAACUCCUUUAGCACAAGCAGUUCAUGAUGGCUUAACCGACAUUAUCAAGUUACUUCUAGAGGCUGGUGCUGAUGUGAAUGGUCUUGGUUCCUCUGCACCAACUCCUUUAGCACAGGCAGUUUAUGAUGGCUUAACCGACAUUAUCAAGUUGCUUCUAGAGGCUGGAGCUGACCCUAACAUUCCUGACCAAGGAAGUAUAUCUCUGUCUUCAUCUCACCUUUUACUAUCUUGUAAGCUUUGCGAUUUGCAAUCUUGGCCCCUUUCUCCUUGCAUCCGAUUCAGGGUGGAACGUAAGCUAGGUCACCAGAGAUACAAAGUACGUUGUAUAGAUUGUUCAUGUUUGACAAAAUACUGUUCAGUAGUUAUUUACUCAGUGCAUCUGUUUGGGUUUGCUUCACAGCUCGGACUGCACCAAGGUCUAAUUCCAAUUGAGCAAGCAGCAGUUCGUCGUCGACGUGAGCUUGUUGAAGUUCUGUUUCCUUGGACAACACCAAUUUCAUGUCUUCCAGAUUGGAGUGUCAAUGGGAUAAUAAGAACAGUGAAUUAUUGGCGCAUCAAUCCUCUUCAGGCAUGUAGAUAUUUUUUUUAUUACUUCCUUCCAGGUUAUCUCAUGAAGCUUAAUGCUCGUGAUGUGGUUGUAUGGGCCGCAGUUUCGAUGGAAGAAAGAACUGCUUAUUGGAAGUCGCGAGGAAAGGAAGCAUUUGCAAGGGGGGACUACCUUACAGCAAUUUCCUGCUACGAUAAGGUACUUGACAUAAACCCAUCUGAUACCCCGAUGCAUGCCAACAAGAGCCUCUGCUGGCUGCGUAUGAGACAUGGGCGUCUAACUCUGGAAGAUGCACGCAAGUGCAAAAUGAUACGGCCCCGUUGGUCCAAGGCCUGGUAUCGUGAAGGUGCAGCCCUCAGCUUCAUGAAGGACUAUGAUGGCGCCGCCGACGCGUUCUGGGAGGCGCUGCAGCUGGACCCCAAGAGUGGAGAGAUUAGGGAAGCGCUGAGGAAGGCCGAGAAGGCUGCAGAGGAGUCAUGGCGCAUGUAAUGUAAGCAACCACCGAUACCGGGUUGCUCAGAGAGAAGGAACAACAGAAAACUCUAGCCUGUUUCCUCUCACAUAUCCCUGAGACAUCCCUUUAACGGCUACUAAGUACCCUACUAGUUCUAAUAGGUAGGACUGCUCGUGUGUUAAUUAGGAUGUCUUGCGCUCGCAAGCUAAACCAGUUUCAAACUGUGUGCUCGAUCAUGGGUCUCGAUUUUGGCAGGUUACAACGACGUGACCUCAUGCUUUUGGCAUCUUAGUUAUGUAGGGUGAUCUGUUGUAGAUUUAGGUGGAUGUUAUACUAUCCUGAGAGUCGCCAAACAUUUCUCUGUAUUUUGCGUCUGAGAACAGUGUUAGCUCAGGUGAAAAAUGCAUAGCUGGUGCUAAUUGUUAGAGGAAGUAGAGUUUCUGUUCCA
Lolium rigidum is the source of this 1736-nucleotide messenger RNA. Its product is annotated as ankyrin repeat and SOCS box protein 2-like. The transcript is spliced from 11 exons. The record is from RefSeq and is a predicted model, not a curated record. Gene Ontology annotation, molecular function: protein binding. NCBI's taxonomy places the organism in Eukaryota, Viridiplantae, Streptophyta, Magnoliopsida, Poales, Poaceae. The coding region runs from base 1 to 1323 and encodes 440 amino acids.